AUGUCCGUAUUCGAUCUCCAUCUGGAUAGCACACUGGGAUGUGGGUUCAUCGGAAUCACGGCCGGCGUGAUACACUUCAUUACUAUCGCCACUACUCCGAUGACGUCUUCAAUCUACGGUUGUUGCUCACGCACGACCCAGAUCGCCUUCCUCUGGUUACUCGAUACUGUUGGAACAGUUUUGGAUGCUAUGAGCCGUGGCUCUCCGUAUCUCGCCCUCAGCUUUCCUGUGUAUAGCGCGUUUGUGGCCUGUUUUAGUCCUCGCAUACCAACGAUGGCAGCUUCCUUUAACCAUCACUAUGUAUGUGGUAUUGGUUUUGCUUAUAAGCCAUUCGGUUCAUCGAACCCACUAUCUUCAGUCACCGUAUACAAAUUGAAGGUCAACAGAAACAUCGCGGCCGGACUUCAAGACGCUACAGCUACUGGAUGCCUGCAAACUUUGACAGCGGUCCUUGCAGAUAUCUACAUCUCAGUACUGCUAUGCAUGAUUUUGAACGGCAAGAAGACAGGUUUCAGAAAGUAUGAUGACUGGCCAAUUACUGGGAUAACGGUACAACUAACCAUCUCCCAGGACCGACUAUCAGAUAUCACGACUCAUCUUGUAUUCUAUCCAUCGAGGUAUCGUAACCACGGCUGUGCAACUUCUGCAAUUUGCAACAUUUGUAAGCUACAUACACGCAACCCCAUUCAAGCUAGUUUGGACAAUAUUUCACUUCCCCGGGAGCAAACAUUGAACGUUCGCCAUCACUUGCGGGACAGCGGGCAGCAUGCUGCUGAUAAGCUCCUCAGUGGCAACAUCCUCGACAUGAUACCUAUAGACCAUACGCAACGUCUCCCACGCAGCAUCGAGAUCAACGCUAAUUGCGCAAAGCCGGUACUUGGGUACAUCGUUGUCAAUCGCGAAGUGAUCGAGAGUGUAGAUGUGUAA
This is a messenger RNA of Postia placenta MAD-698-R-SB12, 927 nucleotides long. RefSeq lists its product as hypothetical. The coding region runs from base 1 to 927 and encodes 308 amino acids. NCBI's taxonomy places the organism in Eukaryota, Fungi, Basidiomycota, Agaricomycetes, Polyporales, Adustoporiaceae. The transcript is spliced from 15 exons. The record is from RefSeq and is a predicted model, not a curated record.